Messenger RNA from Sorex fumeus (smoky shrew), 3181 nucleotides. RefSeq names its product forkhead box A1 (gene FOXA1). Gene Ontology annotation, biological process: anatomical structure morphogenesis; cell differentiation; regulation of transcription by RNA polymerase II. Gene Ontology annotation, molecular function: transcription factor binding; DNA-binding transcription factor activity, RNA polymerase II-specific; RNA polymerase II cis-regulatory region sequence-specific DNA binding. The record is from RefSeq and is a predicted model, not a curated record. NCBI's taxonomy places the organism in Eukaryota, Metazoa, Chordata, Mammalia, Eulipotyphla, Soricidae.
GCCUGCCCCCGCCCGCCGCGCCGCCGUCGCCGCCGCGCACGCCGCGCCCCGCAGCGCCCGGCUUCCUCCUCGCUCGGGUGGCGUGGAGCCGGCGUGGCGGCUGGGGUGACUGCCGCCGUUCGGUUCCCCGCCCCCCCCACCCCCCGCUUCUCCGCCUCGCGCCGGCCCGCGCCCCAGGUCCCCCCACCGCGCGGCCGCCCGUCGCUUCGCCCAGGGCUGAAUGGUUGCAACGGGCAGGGUGGCUCCAGGAUGUUAGGGGCUGUGAAGAUGGAAGGGCAUGAAAGCAGCGACUGGAACAGCUACUAUGCGGACACACAGGAGGCCUACUCCUCGGUCCCCGUCAGCAACAUGAACUCGGGCCUGGGCUCCAUGAACUCCAUGAACACCUACAUGACCAUGAACACCAUGACCACCAGCGGCAACAUGACCCCGGCCUCGUUCAACAUGUCUUACGCCAACCCGGGCCUGGGCGCCGGCCUGAGCCCCGGCGCGGUGGCGGGCAUGCCGGGCGGCUCGGCGGGCGCCAUGAACAGCAUGACGGCGGCGGGCGUGACGGCCAUGGGGACGACGCUGAGCCCGGGCGGCAUGGGCGCCAUGGGGGCUCAGCCGGCGGCCUCCAUGAACGGCCUGAGCCCCUACGCGGCCGCCGCCAUGAACCCGUGCAUGAGCCCCAUGGCGUACGCGCCGUCCAACCUGGGCCGCAGCCGGGCCGGGGGCGGCGGCGACGCCAAGACGUUCAAGCGCAGCUACCCGCACGCCAAGCCGCCCUACUCGUACAUCUCGCUCAUCACCAUGGCCAUCCAGCAGGCGCCCAGCAAGAUGCUGACGCUGAGCGAGAUCUACCAGUGGAUCAUGGACCUCUUCCCCUACUACCGGCAGAACCAGCAGCGCUGGCAGAACUCCAUCCGCCACUCGCUCUCCUUCAACGACUGCUUCGUCAAGGUGGCGCGCUCCCCGGACAAGCCGGGCAAGGGCUCCUACUGGACGCUGCACCCGGACUCGGGCAACAUGUUCGAGAACGGCUGCUACCUGCGGCGCCAGAAGCGCUUCAAGUGCGAGAAGCAGCCGGGGGCCGGGGGAGGGAGCGGGGCCGCGGGCGGCGGCGGCGGCGGCGGCGGCGGCGCCAAGGGUGGCCCCGAGAGCCGCAAGGACCCCUCGAGCGCCAACCCCAGUGCCGACUCGCCCCUGCAUCGGAGCGUGCACGGGAAGGCCGGCCAGCUAGAGGGCGCGCCGGCCCCCGGGCCCGCCGCCAGCCCCCAGACUCUGGACCACAGCGGGGCGGCGGCGACAGGGGGCGCCUCGGAGUUGAAGACGCCCGCCUCCACGGCAGCACCCCCGAUCAGUUCCGGCCCGGGGGCGCUGGUGUCGGUGCCCCCCUCGCACCCGGCGCACGGCCUGGCGCCCCACGAGUCCCAGCUGCACCUGAAAGGGGAUCCCCACUAUUCCUUCAACCACCCGUUCUCCAUCAACAACCUCAUGUCCUCCUCGGAGCAGCAGCACAAGCUGGACUUCAAGGCCUACGAGCAGGCGCUCCAGUACUCGCCCUACGGCGCCGCGUUGCCCGCCAGCCUGCCGCUCGGCAGCGCGUCGGUGGCCACCAGGAGCCCCAUCGAGCCCUCAGCCCUGGAGCCGGCCUACUACCAAGGUGUGUAUUCCAGACCCGUUCUAAACACUUCAUAGCUCCCCGCUGCAGGGGGUGUCGGGCAUGGCCGUGGUAGCAGAAGAGAAACAAACAAAAAACAAAAUCGACAGAACCGCACACACCAAGCCAACAAAUAAUUCAAUCCCAAUUCCAGCUAUUUUUAUUUCUUUUUCUUUUCUUUCCUUUUUCCUUCCUUUGCUUUCUUUUUACAUUUUCUUUCUUUCUCUCUUUUUGGUGCACAUCUUUUCCUCCAGUGCAAAGGACUGUUACUUCGUUAUUGUAUUCAAAAUUGCCUUGUGUAUAUUAUUACCAAGAAAAACAACCCCCAACCAAAAUUUCCCCUGCAAAGUUCAAUAUUCCACAGUGUAUAUAAAACCCUACUUCCUUGUCCCUCCCUUUUCCUUCCCUCUUUCCCCUCCAGACACAUUAUAUUCUGAGCAGGGUUUAUUUAAGAAAGAAAGAAAGAAAGAAAGAAAGAAAGAAAGAAAGAAAGAAAGAAAGAAAGAUGGUCAAGCUUGUAAAGUAUUUGUCUGUGCUUUUUUCCCUUUUUCUCACCUGAUCCCUCACAAGUUUACAGGUCUUGCGUAUGGCAAUACUCUUAACCCUACUGAAUCGAAAGGUGAAGAAACAAGUAGACACGAGGGACUGCUAAAAGUGUUGAAGGGCAAUACUGCUGUUUAUGCAGCAAACCAUAAACAGAUUAUAGACAAAAACAUCAGAGCCAUUUAAUUUUCAGCUUAUGUUUCAGAUACUUUCAGAGUAGAGGUUAAACUGAUAUAUAUAUACAUAUAUAUGCAUAUGUAUGUAUAUAUAUCAUGUCCAUCAUCUUUAUACAGAUGCUCAAAUAUGUAGGCAUCCUUCAUGUAUGCAUAAAAGAGAGGUAAUAGGUAAGUAGUAAAAAUGCCACAUUUCUAAGGUUGCCUGGCCAAGACGUUACAAAGACACCCACCCUCCUUUGUCUUCUCCUCAGUAUAGUUCUAGGAAGCAAUUCUUCAAAAAUCACUCUCUUCAUUAACUCUGCUCCUUGCUUUGCAGAGUGCCAUGGUCAUGUCAUUCUAAGGUCACUUAACAUGUAUAAAAUUAACUUCUAUGUACCUAUUCCAUUUAAAGAAUAUUUUUUUCCAGAAAAAGAAUAUUACAAUGUUAGAGGAAAGGUAAAUUGCAGGGAGGUGUAAUUGAAAUUUUGGACCAAGAUUUCAAUAUCCAGUUGAUUGUGGCCAUUUUAAUUAUUGCCAUCCUGUGCUUGUUUCAUUCAGUGUUAAAUGCACUUUUCACAGUUAGAAAUGGUGUUAGUAUAGACAGUUUCAUUAUUAUUCCUCUUUGCUUUCUUGAUGUUAAUUUAUUGCAUGGUUUUUUCCUUUACAGCUGAAAUUGCUUUAAAUGAUGGUUAAAUUACAAAUUAAAAUGUUAAUUUUAUCAAUGUGAUUGUAAUUAAAUAUUUUGAUUUAAAUAACACAAUGAUAAAAAAAUUUAAGCUGUGGAAUAUGUUCUUGAUCACUUGCAGUUAAGGACUUUAAAUAAAUCAAAUGUUAACAAAAA